AUGGCGAGCAUCAUUAUCCGACAGGAUCCGGGAUCCAUUUACCGACCUGGCCGAACCAACUUUGGCUACAGCAUUGUCAGCGACGAUAGCCAGCUUGGAGAACCUGUCUCCCAGGAUAACGAUGAUUCUUGGAUGGAAUUCUUGACCGACGAGGCGAUCACGGACCUCACCCUUCCUGACCAGGACCACGACAUGACCUCGAAUGGCCUCUCUGAGAACGAUACUCGGCCGCAGGAUGCCCAGCCCGAUAUGUCGGAGGUAGUCAUUGACUCAAUCGAGGCGGUGAACAUGGAGUUCGAGGCCAAGGAGGACUACCAGAAGGAUGAGGCCAGUCAUUCCAUUGCCACCCAGGGACCUCUCAGCCCCUUGUUAGUUGAUGGCAUCCCCCAGGUAAGAACUUCACCGCCACCGUCCCCCGCCCCUCUUGUUUAA
Colletotrichum fioriniae is the source of this 432-nucleotide messenger RNA. Lineage: Eukaryota; Fungi; Ascomycota; Sordariomycetes; Glomerellales; Glomerellaceae. The record is from RefSeq and is a predicted model, not a curated record.